CAAAGCACCAAGUAAUGCCCACAAUAUGGAAUAUGGAUCAUUUAUACAACGUAACCUUCCUCCUGGCCUCAAAUGCACACAUCAACCUAACCUACCCUUCCCUUCUUCUUCACCUAGCUUUCUCCUCCUCUAUGUUUAUCUAUCUUUUAAUUAAUUUGUUGCACACACCAAAUUCAAUUCCUCCCUCACUUGUUAGGCUAUGGCAGACUACUCUACCCGAAGAAAUUCGAAUACACAGCUCUUGCAAGAGCUGGAAGCCCUGAGUGAGUCACUCUAUCAGACCCACACUUCAACUACUCGAAGGACUGCAUCCUUAGUGCUUCCUAGGACAUCACUUCCUCCUACCUUAACUGCUGCUGAUGACGACGAUGUUUCUGUUAAGAAUGAGGAGAAGAAGAUCAACCCGAAGCCUCGCUCCAGGCGCAUGUCAUUGUCCCCGUGGCGCUCUAGGUCGAAGCAGCUUGAUGAUGAUUCAAGCGAGCAGAAGAAGGAGCUCACAAAGGCUGCAACUCAGAAGGAGAUUAAGAAGCUAGAUGACAAAGCUGAUACUUCAGAGAAACGAGGGCUUCUGAGCUGGAAGCCGAUUCGAGCUCUCUCCCACAUUGGUAAGCAGAAGCUAAGCUGUCUGUUCUCUGUUGAAGUCGUGGCGGUUCAAGGCCUCCCUGCUUCAAUGAACGGGCUGCGCCUCUCAGUUUGUGUCAGGAAGAAAGAGACCAGAGAUGGGGCAGUGCAGACAAUGCCUUCCAGAGUUUCACAAGGAGCUGCUGAUUUUGAAGAGACGCUGUUCAUCAGGUGCAAUGUUUAUUUCACCCCGGGCACUGGAACACACAUGAAAUUCGAGCCAAGGCCAUUCUUGAUAUAUGCGUUUGCUGUUGAUGCUGAUGAACUUGACUUUGGAAAAAGCUCUGUGGAUUUAACUCAACUAAUUCAGGAAUCCAUAGAGAAAAGCUUUGAAGGUACGCGGAUUAGACAAUGGGACACAAGCUUCAGUUUGUCAGGAAAAGCCAAGGGAGGGGAGCUUCUUCUGAAGCUGGGGUUUCAGAUUAUGGAGAAAGAUGGAGGCAUUGGAAUUUAUAGUCAAGCAGAAGGGCAAAAGACAAGCAAGAAUAGAGACUACUCAUCAUCUUCGUUUGCCCGUAGGCAAUCAAAAACCUCCUUCAGUGUCCAAAGUCCAAGAAUCACUAGUCGAGCUGAUGGCAGGACUCCUUCACAGAAACUCAUACCUACAGAUUUACAAGGAAUAGAUGAGCUGAACCUUGAUGAACCUGCUGUGGCAAUUCCAGCAGCUCAAGAGUCUGUAAAGGAACCAGAUGAAAAGGCGGAAGAUCUAGAUAUCCCAGAUUUUGAUGUAGUGGAUAAGGGAGUUGAGAUCCAGGAAAAAGAUAGGGCGGAAGAUGAGCUAUCUGAAGAAAACUCAAACUCUGAUAAAAGGUCAGUCUCCAGCGAGGUCGUCAAGGAAAUUGUGCAGGAUCAGUUUUAUCUGACAAGAAUGACAGAGCUUGAUUCCAUUGCUCAGCAGAUAAAAGCCCUGGAAUCCAUGUUGGGAGAUGAAAGCUCAGUUAAAACAGAAGAAGAAACUCAAUCGCAAGGAUUAGAUGCAGAUGAAGAAACGGUCACGAGAGAAUUUCUUCAAAUGCUUGAAGAUUCAGACACAAACCAAUUCAAAGUUAAUCGACAAGCAUUGCAGCUAGAAGAAGAUGAAAACUCUGGAAAGAAAGAAUCAGAAGUUUUCUUACCAGAUCUUGGAAAGGGAUUGGGCUGCGUUGUUCAAACAAGGAAUGGAGGUUACCUGGCAUCCUUGAAUCCUCUAAAUGUUGCAUUGGCAAGAACAGACUCCCCAAAACUUGCAAUGCAGAUGUCAAAACCAUUAGUUCUUCCUUCGCACACAUCAGUGAACGGAAUUGAGUUAUUCCAGAGAAUGGCAGCUGCAGGAGUUGAAGAGAUGAGCUCUCAGAUUUUGGCUUCGAUGCCUAUGGAUGAACUCAUAGGAAAGACAGCAGAGCAGAUAGCUUUUGAAGGCAUUGCUUCAUCAAUUAUUCAAGGAAGGAACAAGGAAGGAGCCAGCUCAAGUGCUGCUCGCACCGUUGCUGUAGUCAAAUCCAUGGCAAAUGCAAUGAACAGCGGCCGGAAAGUAAGGAUUUCAACAGGAAUUUGGAAUGUGAGUGAAGACCCUUUGACAGCAGAGGAGAUUCUAGCAUUCUCAAUGCAGAAGAUAGAAGAAAUGACAGUUGAAGCCCUAAAAAUUCAAGCAGGCAUUGCUGAAGAACAGGCACCUUUUGAUGUUUCUGCAAUUAAUGUGAAAGAAAAAAGUCAUCCACUAGCACAUGCAGUUCCACUUGAAGACUGGGUAAGAGAUAACAGUGUAGCCACUUCCAAUGAUGAUAAUGGUAGCACAGAAAACAUAGCCAUAUUCGUUGUUGUCCAACUCCGAGAUCCAUUGAGGCAGUAUGAGGCAGUUGGAGGUCCCAUGAUAGCACUAAUUCAAGCAGCCCAUGCUGACAUGGGACCUGAUAACUAUGAUGAGGAGAAGAGGUUCAAAGUAGCAACCUUGCACGUUGGAGGUUUAAGAGUGAAGAGUGGAGGAAAGAAAAAUGUGUGGGACACUGAGAAGCAGAGGUUGACUGCAAUGCAGUGGCUGAUAGCAUAUGGACUGGGGAAGAUGGGGAAAAAAGGGAAACAUCAAGCUACAAAGGGCCAGGAAUUGAUAUGGAGCAUAUCCUCGCGUAUAAUGGCUGACAUGUGGCUCAAACCAAUAAGGAAUCCAGAUGUCAAGUUCACCAAGUAAACCACACAAUCCAUACUGUUUCUUUUCCUUUUACGUUUUUUCAGUCUAGUAAGUUGAUUUGUUGUUGUAUGGUAGUUUAAACAUUUCUUCACAGGCAAAAAGGGGUGGAAAACAAAGCUAUGGUCCAUUAUUAUCAUUACUCAUGCUAAUGAAAACUUGUAUAUUAGUAAAUUGUUUGUAGCUUGCUUCAAUAUCUUGAAUGUUAUCACAUAGCACCAGGUUUCUCAAAUAUA
Molecule: messenger RNA, 3018 nt
Organism: Ipomoea triloba (trilobed morning glory)
Lineage: Eukaryota; Viridiplantae; Streptophyta; Magnoliopsida; Solanales; Convolvulaceae
Product: protein PLASTID MOVEMENT IMPAIRED 1
Exons: 1
Coding region: 200-2785 (861 amino acids)
Source: RefSeq, a predicted model, not a curated record